AUACGGCAAAAGAAGGCCGCUUUUCGCCGUUCUUCUCUCCCCGCCCCCCCCACCGCCCUCCCUCUCCCUUAGCAUGGCAACGGUGGCGGUUGGGCGCGUGUUGCUGGCGGGGAACCGCACCUGGAGCGCAGCGGUGAGGACGGGAAAGCCGCGGGUGGGCGCAAAGACGUUAAGACUAAUCUGCACUACUGCAGCAGUGCAGAAGAAAAAUGUUGCUGCUUUAGGACCUGAAAAGUUCACAGAAGUUUUUAUCAGAAAACAGAUUGAAGAGUUCGACAUGGGAAAGAGACAUUUAGCCAACAUGAUGGGAGAAGAUCCAGAAACUUUUACCCAAGAGGAUAUCGAUAAAGCUAUUGCAUAUCUCUUUCCCUCUGGUCUGUUUGAGAAAAGGGCCAGGCCAAAAAUGAAGCAUCCUUAUGAAAUAUUUCCAAAGCAAAGAGCAAUCCAAUGGAGUGAAGAUGGCCGUCCAUUUCACUUUCUUUUUUACACCGGCAAGCAGUCAUAUUAUUCUUUAAUGCAUGAAACAUAUGGUAAACUACUGCGCAUUCAGGAGCACCUGGAUCAAAUGCAUGCUCAAGGAUUAGUUCCUGAGAAUAAAACCCAAUCCAACCUGAUUGGCAGCAGAUGGCUGAUUAAAGAGGAAUUGGAAGAAAUGUUAGUGGAAAAACUGUCAGAUCAAGAUUAUUCACGGUGUAUUCAGCUGCUAGAAAGAUUAGUAGCAUUGCCAUGCUGUGGCAUUGAAGAAGAGUUUGUGCUAAAAUUUCGCAAGCAAUUACCCAUCCAAUCCAAGAAACAGACAAUUGAACCCUUGAAGUAUGAUGAGCGAGGAGUGGCCUUUAGCACUGCAGAAGGAAAAAGAAAGACAGCAUCUGCUACUGCUACUGUUUAUGACAAUGGAAGUGGAAAAAUUACUAUAAAUGGAGAAGAUUAUGUAUUAUACUUUCCAGUAUUGCAGGAUAGAGAACAGCUGAUGUUCCCGUUCCAAUUUCUUGAUCGACUGGAGAAAUAUGACAUGAUCUGCUCUGUUUCUGGAGGAGGAAGAGCAGCACAGGCUGGAGCAAUCCGCUUAGCUUCUGCAAAGGCGUUAUGCAGCUUUGUCCCUGAAAGCGAGGUGGAGUUCAUGAGGCAAGCUGGUCUCCUGACACGUGAUCCACGUGUGAGAGAACGAAAGAAACCUGGUCAAGAGGGAGCCCGCAGGAAAUUCACCUGGAAGAAGCGCUAAAUCUGAAAAUCAAACACUGCAUUGCAGCUCUUUAUAUUUUGUGUAUAUAUAAUUUCAAUGAAAGUUUACAAAGUU
Elgaria multicarinata webbii is the source of this 1297-nucleotide messenger RNA. RefSeq names its product mitochondrial ribosomal protein S9 (gene MRPS9). Gene Ontology annotation, cellular component: ribosome; mitochondrial small ribosomal subunit. Lineage: Eukaryota; Metazoa; Chordata; Lepidosauria; Squamata; Anguidae. Gene Ontology annotation, biological process: translation. The record is from RefSeq and is a predicted model, not a curated record. The coding region runs from base 74 to 1222 and encodes 382 amino acids. Gene Ontology annotation, molecular function: RNA binding; structural constituent of ribosome. The transcript has 11 exons.